Molecule: messenger RNA, 1964 nt
Organism: Diceros bicornis minor
Lineage: Eukaryota; Metazoa; Chordata; Mammalia; Perissodactyla; Rhinocerotidae
Gene: C18H17orf100
Product: chromosome 18 C17orf100 homolog
Exons: 5
Coding region: 135-518 (127 amino acids)
Source: RefSeq, a predicted model, not a curated record
CCCCUGUGCCUGCGGUGGCGUAACACGUCAUUGUGAUGUCAUUCCUUACCCUGUGACGUAACCCAGAGGCGUGACUGUUGAGGACCGCUGGGCUGCGGGGCCUCAGGCCUCCUUGGGCCCGUUACACUCGCGGAAUGGCCGCACCCGGUCGGGGAAAGCCCUCUUCGCCCCGGGUGGAGACCGCCCGCUACCAGGAGACAUCGACGGUCCGCGUGGAGAGCUCGUCCCACCGCGUGGAGACCUCCUCGCGGCAGGUGCGGACGUCUUCCCGGCAGGUGGAGACCUCCCUGCGCCACAGCGAGCGGCCCUCCCCCUCCUCCGCCUCCCCUGGGAAGUGGCUCCCGCGCCUCCUCGAGGUGUCCUCCCAGCACGUGGAGACCUCCUCGCAGCGCACGGAAACGUCCUCCCGCCACGUCAGGGCCUCGUCCCUGCGGUUGGAGACGUCUCUGCACCGCGUGGAGAGCCCGCCCCGGCGGGACAGGCCGGCUGCCCGCCAGAAUGUAAAAAUGGCCCCAUGAAACACUUCCCAGAGGCCACGAAAGGGCCGUGGCCCGUAGCCAGGACAGAAUUGCCUCCAGUGUGCAGCCAGCCGGCUGCCAAGUGGACCAGUCAUCUUUGGUGUCAUAGAAACAGCCCAUGAAUCAGUGUCAGAAAGAGCCAAGCUGCGGUUUCGGGACUCAGCUAGCACUUAUUGACCAUGCUGCACCUUGGACCGCACUGCCUUUCACCCAGUGAACUAUUUUAACUUGAAGCCAGCACAAAAAGUUUUCAGGCCCAUGAUACUGUAUUAAAGUGGGUUGAUGGACAAAGAGGCUGUUUCAACCUCUGAGCCAGAUCACAUGAGCCAUGGGAAGAACCAAGAGCCCAGCCAGCGAGUUGAUCUUCAUGGUACAAAUGGAAAAACUGAAGUCCAUAGAAGCCAAAAGUAAUUUGACCAGGAGAGAGGUUCUUGCAACCAUUAUUCACUGCCUCCCAGGAUGGUUUCUUUGAUGACCAAAUAAAGACAACACAUUUCUUCCCGUUGACUGAGAAACUAGACCUUGGAUAAGUGAAUUCACCUCUCUGGGCCUCACUGCCCCACUGUGAAAUGAGAUGUUUGGAGUAAUCUCUAGGUCUGUGAUUCCCAAAGUGAAGAAUGCAGACAGUGCUGAUGUGCAAGAUGAUUUUAUGAGAAGAAAAGGAAUGCCUUCAAGGAUCACCAGAUAACCAGCACCCAGCUACCAGUGAUGCCCAGAAGUCAGUUUGCCCCGGGGGCUUAUCGGAAGUGAAAGAAACACGGAAUACCCCUUUGUUUCUCUGAAACUCCUCCUGCCAAGCCCCUUAGCUCUACAAAACCCCCUGCUCUCUUCUCUUAUUAAGGCAGAUUUGAGAGAACCUAUCCUGCGUCUUCUCGUUUUGACCAAUUCAAAUAAACCUUUCUCCAUCUCCAAGCACCAGUGUCUCAGUGAUUGGCUUGCUGUGCAUUGGGCACACGAACUUGAGAUUCAGAGGUUAGGUAUUACGUUCAGGAGAAGUCCUAGAGGCCAUCAGACGAGCAGGGGAUGUUCAAUCCCCGGACAGGAAGACAAGGUGAACACCGCUUCCUCCUAUUAUCUGAAGGAAGAGGAAGCCUCAAGAGCAGAACUAGAAUCAAAGAUGAAAAGCUACAAGGAGAUGCAUUUGGGCUCAAAAGAAGAAAGAAUUUUUAAAAUGUAAUUACUAUAAGAUCUAUGGACAAACAUAGAUAGCCCAGCCCCAUUGAAAUCCCAACUCUAUGCCAUGUCUGUGUCAGAUCCCCAAGGACAACUUUCCACCAGUUGAGCCAGUCCCGGGAUGGACUAGGCUGCCUCCUGCCGCACAGUGCUAAGCACUGUCUCCUGGAGCAAGGACGGAGGGCUGGACAACCACCUGGGAGGAGAUGCCUGUUGGACGGGAGGGCCUGGAAGGUCCCAGAAAGCCUGAGGUUUGAGGGUGGUGAGAAGAAG